Molecule: messenger RNA, 1992 nt
Organism: Trypanosoma cruzi
Lineage: Eukaryota; Euglenozoa; Kinetoplastea; Trypanosomatida; Trypanosomatidae
Product: vesicular transport protein (CDC48 homologue), putative
Exons: 1
Coding region: 1-1992 (663 amino acids)
Biological process (GO): ribosome biogenesis
Cellular component (GO): nucleus
Molecular function (GO): ATP binding; ATP hydrolysis activity; RNA binding
Source: RefSeq, a predicted model, not a curated record
AUGUCUAGUCAGAUGAGGCGUCUCAUGAUGAAGCAGCGACAGAAUGGUCGCUACUAUCACGGCCAGCAGCAGCAGCAGCAGCAGCGCCAAAGGGAUUAUGCUGAUGAGGUGCACCCUUCCACCAGACGAAAUCAACGUGAUGAUGUCGACAAGAGAAGUACAACAGGGAAAAAUAAACGUUCCCGCGGAGAGGAAGGGAUACAGGCCACUGCUGCAAAUGGUGAGGAGGUUAUUGAACGACUUGGAAUCAUCCCCAAAGUUACGCUUGAUGAGAUGGGUGGACUCGCAAAAGAGAUACCGAUUAUUAAAGAAUUGAUCGAACUGCCCAUCCGCUCACCUCAUUUGUUUAGCCGUCUUGGGGCGGAUCCUCCAUGCGGUGUACUUCUUCAUGGCCCACCAGGGUGCGGUAAAACAAAGUUGGUGCAUGCAAUUGCAGGCUCACUAGAGACACCACUAUUUUUUGUGGCGGCACCUGAAAUUGUUUCCGGUAUCAGUGGCGAUAGCGAGGCGAAAUUGCGUAAUCUUUUUAUGGAUGCUAUUAGCGCGGCACCGAGUAUAGUGUUCAUUGAUGAAAUUGAUACCAUUGCGGGUCGUCGGGAUCAGACGCAACGUGGUAUGGAGAGUCGCAUCGUGGGUCAACUUCUUUCUUGCAUGGAUCAAGUAGCACAGGCGUGGCGGCAGGAAAAUAAAGUAGUUUGCGUGAUGGGUGCGACAAACCGCCCAGAGGCGAUUGACACAGCGCUGCGACGUGCAGGUCGAUUUGAUCGUGAAAUUGCUCUUGGCAUCCCAACCAUGGCUGAGCGAGAGAGCAUUUUGAAUAUCAUUUGCCAAAAACUAAAUGUUGCAUCUGAUGUUGAUUUCUUUGAGCUUGCGAAUAUGACUCCUGGAUAUGUUGGCGCGGAUCUUCAUCUUUUAGUGAAGGAAGCCUGCAUUUUGGCCAUUCGUCGAAAGUACAACGAGUUGGAGGCGACAGGAGAGCUUGAAAACCCCAAUGCAGAGGCUCUCAUUUCCUUCACUGUCACAUUUGAUGAGAUGAAGGAGGCCACGAAGCGGGUCCAGCCAAGUGCAAUGCGAGAGGGAUUCACCACGAUCCCUAAUGUCACAUGGAAUGACGUUGGUGCCUUAGAGGAUGUACGUGAAGAGCUCUUUACAAGUAUUUUGCAACCCAUUCGCGCGCCCAGAUUGCACAGAAGAUUUGGCUUGGAUCACCCUGUGGGAGUGUUGCUGUAUGGUCCUCCAGGUUGUGGAAAGACACUUGUGGCGAAGGCAAUUGCGAAUCAGUCAGGUGCCAACUUUAUUUCUAUUAAGGGACCCGAAUUAUUAAACAAGUUUGUUGGUGAAAGUGAGCGGAGUGUCCGAAUGGUGUUUGCUCGCGGACGUGCGAGUGCUCCUUGUGUUCUGUUUUUUGAUGAGCUGGAUGCACUAGCACCUCGUCGGGGGUCUGACCGUGCGAACCCAAGUAGCGAGCGUGUAGUGAACCAAUUGUUAACGGAAAUGGACGGUAUAGAGGGAAGGGAGGACGUGUACGUCAUUGGUGCGACCAACCGACCCGAUAUGAUUGAUCCUGCCAUGCUGCGUCCUGGGCGUCUGGACAAGCUCCUCUAUGUUCCCCUUCCCUCCGUCGAGCAGCGUGUUUCCAUUUUGGCAACACACGCCCGCCGUUACCCGAUUGACGCCUCGGUGGACCUGAACCGCAUUGCUCAUGACCCACGACUUCAGGGGUUCAGCGGAGCAGACUUGGCAGCUCUCGUGCGGGAGGCCUCACUGCAUGCCCUGAAGAAACUGUACCGCUCCACCACCGCGGAGGAGCUGGACUUGCUGGAGCGGAAUCUCGGUGGAGAAAGCAUCGAAAAGACACUGCUGCCUUCUGUGUGCGACGAGGAUUUUGAGGCCAGUUUGCAGAAGGUUAGGCCCUCUGUUUCUGCGGAGGAUCGGGAGAGCUAUGAGUUGCUGCACCGGCAUAUCAUACAGUCAGCGAGGUCUACGGUAUGA